Capsaspora owczarzaki ATCC 30864 is the source of this 1119-nucleotide messenger RNA. Its product is annotated as ADP-ribosylation factor 1. Gene Ontology annotation, cellular component: cytoplasm; plasma membrane. Gene Ontology annotation, molecular function: GTPase activity; GTP binding. NCBI's taxonomy places the organism in Eukaryota, Filasterea, Ministeriida, Capsasporidae. The transcript is spliced from 4 exons. Bases 81 to 629 code for a protein of 182 amino acids. Gene Ontology annotation, biological process: vesicle-mediated transport; intracellular protein transport. The record is from RefSeq and is a predicted model, not a curated record.
UUUUGCGAAACAACUGCUUUUGAAGCAGUUUCCAAAUCCGAAUCGCAGCCAUUUCUCAUUUUGAUAAAACAACCACCACAAUGGGCAACGUCUUUGGCAACCUUUUCCGAGGCCUCUUCGGCAAGAAGGAGAUGCGUAUUCUCAUGGUCGGACUCGAUGCCGCCGGCAAGACCACCAUUCUCUACAAGCUCAAGCUCGGCGAGAUUGUCACCACCAUCCCCACCAUCGGCUUCAACGUUGAAACUGUCGAAUACAAGAACAUCAGCUUCACCGUGUGGGACGUCGGUGGUCAGGACAAGAUUCGCCCCCUCUGGCGCCACUACUUCCAGAACACCCAAGGCCUCAUUUUCGUCGUCGACUCGAACGAUCGCGAGCGCAUCUCCGAGGCUCGCGAUGAGCUUAUGCGCAUGCUUUCUGAGGACGAGCUCCGUGACGCUGUCGUGCUAGUGUUUGCCAACAAGCAAGACUUGCCCAACGCCAUGCAGACGCCCGAGAUCACCGACAAGCUUGGCCUGCACUCGCUCCGCCAGCGCAACUGGUUCAUCCAGGGCACUUGCGCCACUUCCGGCGAUGGUCUUUAUGAGGGUCUUGACUGGCUCGCAUCCCAGCUCAAGAACCAAAAGAACUAAGCUUUGGUCGACCGCAGCUUGAUAUCUUCCCUUAUCCUAGUUCCGCUUGUUUUUUUUUUUUCGUCGUUGUCCUACUCUUUUUUUUUUUGUUUUGGUUGUUUGUGGUUUCGGUUUUGGUAUCGUUCUGGUUUUGGCUUUUGUGCGGGCCAUGCUUUUAUUAUUGGCGCCCGAAGAUCAAGAUUGGUUUUCGACCGUUUUGACUCUGAUGCGAGUGUGUACAGGUGCUGUCAUGGCAGCCUGUCAAUCUCAUCGACACAACACAAAAAAAAGCAAACACCACGAAGAAGUUGCCUUUGCGCUCCCAGACUUUUGUUGAUUGUUUCUUUUUUUUUGUUUCUUGUGAGUGUAUCUUUUCCACAACAAUUGGAAUUUUUUUGAUCUUCUACUGUUGCCGUUUCAUUUGAUGAUGUUUCCAGGUCCACCUGUGUAGUUUGAGCUGCGUCGUACUUUCAAAACAGACAAAAUGACAAAGAAGAAAUUUAUGUUUCCG